Messenger RNA from Aspergillus ochraceoroseus IBT 24754, 3047 nucleotides. Its product is annotated as lysophospholipid acyltransferase family protein. Lineage: Eukaryota; Fungi; Ascomycota; Eurotiomycetes; Eurotiales; Aspergillaceae. The record is from RefSeq and is a predicted model, not a curated record. Bases 198 to 2633 code for a protein of 811 amino acids. Gene Ontology annotation, cellular component: mitochondrial membrane. The transcript has 7 exons.
GGGGACGAUCCGUGCAUUCGGUUGUGACUUUUAUCAGGACCGGGGAAGGGACGUUUCUUCUGCCACUAUUUGAGUUAUGUCAUGAUCUUUUCGAUUCUCUUCAGUGGUUUGAGGAACUCAAUGCCCCCCCUUUGCUGAUUGAUCCUUUCCAUACCUUCACCUCUGCCACCUCCUGAGAUCCCUCUCUCCAAGUGAAGAUGCCGUCGGAAAAGUCACCCGUGGGCGAGUCGGCUCCGGACCUCGAAAUCGUUGGAGAUCAAGUUACGAUCCAUCCAAGCGGUUAUACCGGAGGACCUGAGCAAGAUGGACAGAUCACGGAGCGCAAUCUGGUCCACAAUAUGGCGCGCUUUCGUGAGAACCCGUUCGAUUUCCUACGCGAAGUGAGUUUGUAUAUGAUGUCCGGUACCGGCUGGCGCGCCUACGAUGAGGUUGUGGGACAACCUAUAUACUACUCGGGGUUUACGGAACGCAUUAAAACCCUCAUCUUGGCUAGCCCUAUUUUGCAGGAUAAAGUGAAGGAAUUGGCGGAAGCGCGACUGGCCGUUGAGGAGAAAGAAGGGCUGCUACAGGUCAAGGCCGGUCCUUUUGCUAGGAACAGGACACAACGGCGAAAUGAGCUCGAGAAUAAUCUUAAGGAAGUUGUGGAUCGCAUGCUGGACAGUAUGAUCUGCAAGAUGGAAAGCAAGAGAUUCAUCCGUGGCGCAUACUAUAUUGCUACGCAGUGUGUCACCCGCGCGUACCAUCAAGGAAUCCACGUAUCGAGUGAAGAAGUUCUCCGCUUGAGAGCUGUUGCGGACGAGGCUACAAAAAAGAAACAAUCCAUCGUUUUCUUACCGUGCCACAAGUCUCAUGUGGAUUAUGUUUCACUGCAGAUUAUCUGUUACCGCCUGGGGAUUGCCUUGCCAGUCGUAGUUGCGGGCGACAACCUAAAUAUUCCCCUGCUUGGCCCAUUUUUACAGCAUGCAGGUGCCAUGUGGAUUCGGAGAAGCUUUGGGAACGAUCCACUAUAUAAUACUGUCGUACAAGCUUAUAUCGAUACAAUUUUACAGCAAGGAUACAACUUCGAAUGCUUCAUUGAAGGUGGUCGAUCACGCACUGGAAAGCUAUUGUCCCCGAAAUUCGGAAUUCUCAAUUUCAUCGUUGAAAGCGUGCUAUCUGGGAGGGUUGAAGACACUAUCAUAUGUCCUGUCAGCACACAAUAUGACAAAGUCAUUGAAACUGAAUCUUAUAUCAGUGAGCUUCUUGGCCAACCUAAGCGAAAGGAAAACCUGGCAGACUUCCUUUCGUCAUCGUCUGUGUUGUCUCUGAAACUUGGCCGUGUGGACGUUCGUUUUCAUGAGCCGUGGAGCCUCCGAGAGUUCAUCACCCAGCAACUAACUAGACUACCUGGCCAAUUGCAGCUGAAGAAUGGAAUUUCACUCAGCUAUACAGAGAGAGGCAGAGUUUUAAGAGCGUUAGGAUAUAGAGUACUCUCAGAUAUAAACAAGGUCUCUGUGAUGAUGCCUACUGCACUGGUUGGAACGGUUCUGUUAACUCUCCGUGGACGUGGAGUCGGAAAAGGCGAAUUAGUACGCCGCGUUGAGUGGCUAUGCGACCGUGUCCGAGCGAAAGGAGGCCGGGUUGCUCACUUUUACCGAUAUCGGACAGAAGUGGUUGUUGAUCGAGCUCUUGAAGUCCUUGGGCCUGAAAUUGUGGGAGAGGUAGCUGGUCUGGUCGAGCCGACCUUCUACGCCGUCGACCGUUUUCAGCUUUCUUUCUACAGAAAUAUGACAAUCCACUUGUUUAUUACAGAGGCUCUUGUUUCCGCAGCUAUGUAUACAAGGGUGAAACAAGGUGGUGGACCUUCCUAUCAACGAAUUUCCAUCGGUGACCUCAUACACCAAGUGUCUUUCUUAUCACAGCUUUUCCGUGGAGAAUUUAUCUUCCCACCUGACGGCUUGACUACAAACUUGGAAAAUGCUUUACGUGGCUUGGAGAAAGACAAGGUGAUCACUGUGACGAGAGACUCCUCCGGGGCACCCCUGUAUGUUGAGCUGAGUGACACUGAGCGCCAAUGUGGCCGGGAGAAUUACGAUUUCUACUGCUUUCUUAUUUGGCCAUUUAUUGAAACUGCGUGGCUUGGUACCGUGUCUCUGCUGGGACUCACUCCGCCUUUAAAUGGACCAAAGGAUGUCUGGAUUGACCUUAGCAAGGCCCAGAAUAACGCACAACUCUUGGGUAAAACCUUAUACCACCAAGGAGACCUUUCUUAUUUCGAAGCUGUCAAUAAAGAGACGCUAAAGAAUUCCUAUGAGCGUUUCGCAGAGGAAGGCAUCAUUAUUGUCGCCAGAAGUAAGGAACCUCGUGCCUCUGCCAAGAUGAGACUCGCCCCCGAAUGGACUCCAGAACGAGAUCCUGACAGCGGCAAGUUGCUUCCUCAGGGGCGGCUUUGGGAUUUCAUGGAACUGAUUGCGCAGUCCAGACGUGAAGGGAAAAACCGACGCGAUGGGGCCACUGUCUCAUCUCGUGUUUUGACCAUGUCUGACAUCGUUGGACGGAAGCUCUUUGAAAGUGCCGAAAGUCAGGACCCUGAAGCCAAUGUCUCGACCCGUGCGCCACGCAGAAAGGCUAUCACACCGAGUUCCAAACUAUGAGGGCAUACUCGUUUCUCUUACCAUUUAAUUUUCAUCAUUCUUUGUUUCUUAUUAUCUGUCAAUACCCCAUGUCCUACAGUGUUCAGUUCUUUUCAUGUAUUAUAUUGUAUCUAUAUUCUGUUACUUUUCGCCUUUAUUACUCCAUUCAUGAUUAUUCUACGUUUCCUGCUUGUUUAUUGCUAAAGCUUCGGGAUAGAAAUAUUCCCUGGAAGGCGUCCAUGAAAUAAAGAAUAUAAUCACCACAUUUCCAAGCAGCUUUUGUGCUGCAACGUCUAUAUCCAGGCUAUCUGUGGGAAAAUCCAGGGAGGGAGACUUGAGCCUCUUUUGAAAAGUACUUCGGAGAAGGGCCUUGGAUGGGGUUUUCCAUAAGUUAAGUUAUAUAUAUAUAUGCUUGGUCCUGUAAAGAGUGUGUUG